AAGUUGAGAGGCCAAGAAGUAACCCGCGUCAGCAGCCGUCCACCGCACCUCUCACCACCUGUGUACCUGGCAAGACACGCGCGGCAAGGGGACUGUCACAGUACCGCAGAGGACGAAAACAAGACUUGAUAAAUGAUACGAGGACGAAGGACGACACAUUAAUACCGUUAGCCCAAAGUGGUCGAAAUCCUGGAGAGAAUGAACACUAUAUUUUUGUUGACCUUUUCUGGACCUCGAUAAGGUGUUUGACAGUGUUGAAAGACUUGGACAAAAACCUCAGACUUGAAGUUCGUAAGAUGGUGGUAAAAGGAAUUUAAUUGGUUAAAAACGUUGCUUUAUUGUUGUUGCCCAUAGUGUUCUUUCCCGUGGUGGUUUUCUGCGUGCUUGGUUUCUGAGACUUUCAACUCUGGACUAAACCAUGUCAUUACCAGGCAUGGGUAGGGACCAGGAGAGUCUGUGUUCGCUCUUUCACGCUUGUGAUGUGGAUCAUUCUGGGCAGAUUGAAAAAUACGAGUUUAUCAAAAUCUGCUCAGAGCUCAAUGUUCCACCGACGGAGAGAGAGCACAUAUUCUCUAAACUGGACACCGACAGAGACGGGACUAUCAAUCUGGCGGAGUUCAUUAGUGGAUUCCUCGGGAUCUCGGAGCAAGUGUAUUGUGGGAACAUGGAGAGCGAGAGCUGGGAAGUCUCUUCUCCGGCCUGGGAAGAUUUCCAGACCCGACUGGGGGACCAUGCCAAGUUCAUACCCAGGAGGACCAAUAGAAAUGCAGCAACCUAACCCGAAAGAAUGAACGAAAGAAAGAAAGAGAAAAAGAAAGGAAGGAGUGAAAGGAAUGAGCAGGCAGCCACGUUGUACCAGAACAUCAGCAUGGCAGAGCCCAGGAUGGUGCCUCAGUAUGAGAGAGUCAUCAUGAGUUUCACCAGAGAGAUCAAACAGCACAACGCUGAGAUGGAGAACCUGGCCCUGGCUGUGAAACGGGCCCAGGACAAGGCCUCCAUGCAACUCAGUGAGAUGGAAGAGGAGAUGGAUCAACGCAUCCAUACAGCCGAGAACAACACAAGGCUUCAGGAAGCCAAGAGGGCCGAGGCAGCUCUAAGUGAGCUGAAGAGACACUAUGAGUCCGAGGUGUGUGAGCUGCAGCACAAGGUCCAGAAGAUGAAGCUGAUUGAAGACCAGUACAAGAACAUCAACAUGAAAGACGAGUCUUCAACCCUGAAGAGGAAGAUCAACGAACUGACUCUGGAAAACCAGAGGUUGAAGCAGGAGUUGAUGCAGUCCCACACUAACAUAGCCUUCCUGCAGAGUGAACUGGACUCUCUGAAGAGUGACCUGACAGACCACAGCAUCAACUCGGAGGGAUACGAGGCGAUGAUGAGAGAGUUCUCUGAUGAGAGGGAUAACCUGGAGCGACAGAUAGAGAUCCUACAGGCAGCCAACAGGAAGCUUAAUGACAGUAACGAUGGGCUGCUCAGGUCCCUUGAGAACAGCCUCAGCAAGAGCAACAAGCGUGAUAGCAGUGCUUCCCCAGCCAGCAUCAUUAGCAGGAGGAGCAGGAACAACUGUUUCUCAUCCCCAUACUUGGACAGGUUCUACCAGGGUGUGGAGGAUGUUGAUGAGGAUGAGGACCCACUGGGAGGCCUGUUUGGGGGUGGUGGUAGGGGCUCCCUGGGGUGUCGGAGGCCCGGUCUGGACACGCUAGCUCUGGCUCUGUGCGACCCGGGCAUGCAGCGCAGACGUAGCUACGAGGUGGACAGCCUGCCCGAGAGCUGCCUAGACAGCGGCAUGUCCACGCUGCGCGGCUCCAACUACGGAUAUGACUCUGAGCAGGAGGUCAAAGGGCACGAGGAGGAGGAGGAGGAGGAGGAGGAGGAGGGACAGAGGGUGGCCAGGAUCACAGAUGGCCUGACGGAAGACAACUCUGACAACGACAUUGCAGAGGUGCGGAACAAGAUGGUGUUCGGAUCAGACAAUGGUUCUGUCCUGGACUGGAAACCCUUGGAUCCAGUCAGCCAGAACAGCUCGGGAGCGUCCACACGCAAAGCCCUGUCCGCCAUCACCAAUGAGGCAAAGGAGAAGGAGUCAGCUGACCUGGGAUAUAUGACAUCAGAGAAGGCCUACCGGGUGGUGUUGGCAGGUGACGCGGCGGUGGGCAAGUCCAGCUUCCUGCUCCGCCUCUGCAAGAACGAGUUUCGAGGAAACACCAGCGCCACCCUGGGGGUGGACUUUCAGAUGAAGACUCUGGUAGUGGAUGGAGAGCCUACCCUACUACAGCUAUGGGACACAGCAGGCCAGGAGAGGUUCCGCAGCAUUGCUAAGUCCUACUUCAGACGAGCCGAUGGCGUCCUCCUGCUGUAUGAUGUCACCUGUGAAAAGAGCUUCCUCAACGUCCGAGAGUGGGUGGACAUGAUCGAGGACGUGUCCCAGGACGACAUCCCCAUCAUGCUGGUGGGGAAUAAGAGUGACCUGAGAGAGCAGGCUCUGCAGGAUGGGAUCACCUGUGUCUCCACCAGCUACGGAGAGAAACUGGCCAUGACGUAUAACGCCCUCUUCUGUGAGACCAGUGCCAAAGACGGCUCCAAUGUCAUAGAGGCUGUGCUGCAUCUGGCCAGAGAGGUGACCAAGCAGGUUCAUGGGGCUGAGGACCAGGAGUCUAUGACUAACCUCCUUAGAAAUCCCAACAAGAAGAUGCCCACCGUCACCUGCUGCACAGGAUAAGAUACCGAACGAAACGCUACUAGAGUAACCAAAACUCACCACAUAAGGAACCGCAUCAACAGAACACCACAAUACUAGAACACUGUGUCCUACAGCAGAACAAGAGAACAAUGGGACUUGAGAAGAAAACAGGAGAAUCUGAUCAGAACACUAGAACCACAGGACAGCUGAUUUUCUCAUAUAACAUCAACUGUACUGCUUAAUGCUAUAGGAUAACUCAUAUUGAGCUGUUUAUAAAGACAGCUAAUGCCUGUGUGUGUGUGUGUGUGUGUGUGUGUGUGUGUGUGUGUGUGUGUGUGUGUGUGUGUGUGUGUGUGUGUGUGUGUGUGUGUGUGAUUAUGUGCUUGCAUGAAUGCUUGGGUGCUUGUGUUAUAUGCAGACGUCAUUCACAUCCUGGUUAGUAGUGAAAUCUAAUCUCCUAUGUUGUUGAUUGUGUCUUAUGAAACCUCCAUGUGUACCCAAUAGUCAUGCAUUUGAAGUCAGAAGUUUACAUACACUUAGGCUGGAGUCAUUAAAACUCGUUUUUCAACCUCU
Messenger RNA from Salmo salar (Atlantic salmon), 3250 nucleotides. Lineage: Eukaryota; Metazoa; Chordata; Actinopteri; Salmoniformes; Salmonidae. The record is from RefSeq and is a predicted model, not a curated record.